Molecule: messenger RNA, 7559 nt
Organism: Gymnodraco acuticeps
Lineage: Eukaryota; Metazoa; Chordata; Actinopteri; Perciformes; Bathydraconidae
Gene: tjp1a
Product: tight junction protein 1a
Biological process (GO): positive regulation of blood-brain barrier permeability; protein localization to cell-cell junction; establishment of endothelial intestinal barrier
Cellular component (GO): plasma membrane; bicellular tight junction
Molecular function (GO): cell adhesion molecule binding
Source: RefSeq, a predicted model, not a curated record
CCGCCGCUGCAUCCUAUUCUCACUGUUGGUCUCUUCCUCUUGACUCCUUUACUCCGCGGAGAGUGGAGGAAACACUGACAGAACAAGUGGCCACCACAGGGCGAACCACAACAAUGACCCGGUCCUAACUAAAUUGAAUGGAUUAGUUAAUCUAUUCUGAGCCUAAUGAGAUAGAGACAUGGGUCGCAGCGGCGUGGUACCAUUUCGUUAGCUCCUCGGGAACAUUUCCCCUGUCAACAGUCCUCCAGACGUGGGAAAUGUCGUUUUUGAUACUGAAGAUGCCGAGGGUGCCAGGGGACAAUAACAGACACUUGAAUGCACGCUCACCUGUGUCGCUUUUGUGGCGCGCGGAUUCCUAGAAGUGGAAGUAGCAGCAGUAGCAGUAGUGGUUGUAGUGGUAGUAGUAGCAGCAGUAGUAGUAGUAGUAGUAGUAGUAAGUAGUAAAGGAGGACAACAUGAAGUACCAGAAAUAUCUCACGGUGAUGCAGAUGGCCAUGGGAGUGACAGCCUCCAACAAAGACUGCCUCCCGGUGAAGAGAAUGCUCUGGGUGACUCCGCAAGAUGAAGACACAUCCCCCUCAGGUGCUCCCGGGUGUUCAGAUGGGCCUACAGGUGCUAGCGGGGGUGCUAUGGCCAUCUCCACCCUCUCGUUGCCCAUGAGCCAGGGCAAACCUUCCCUGCGUCGGAUCAAAGGCCGCAUUCACCGCAGCAAGAGCCUGGACAGCAUGGAUCUGCUCGACUCCAAUAGUGCAGCGAUGGAGGAAACGGUCAUAUGGGAACAGCACACAGUGACCCUUCACAGGGCCCCAGGGUUUGGGUUUGGUAUUGCCAUCUCAGGUGGGCGAGACAACCCUCAUUUCCAGAGUGGAGAGACCUCCAUUGUGAUAUCUGAUGUGCUGAAAGGAGGUCCUGCUGAGGGACUGCUACAAGAGAAUGACCGAGUGGUGAUGGUCAAUGCUGUCUCUAUGGACAACGUGGAGCAUGCCUACGCAGUACAGCAGCUCCGAAAGAGCGGGAAAAAUGCAAAGAUAACCAUUCGGCGGAAGAGGAAAGUGCAGUUACCUGUUUCUCGGCCAGGGGACAGGGAGACGAUGUCAGAGCAUGAAGAGGAGGAGAGCGAUGAGGAAGAUGGCUAUGAGCACCACAGUGGACAUGGCAGCCAAAGUGCCUACGGAGGAGCGAGCGGAGGCACGGGCACCGGCAGGCGUCCGGAUCGUGAGCGGAGCAGCAGCAGCAGGCGGGAUCACAGUGCCUCGCGGGAGAGGAGCGCCUCGCGGGAGAGGAGCGCCUCACCUCGCUCCGAUCGCCGAUCACAAACCUCCUCUGCACCAACCAGGCCUGCCAAGGUCACAUUGGUCAAGUCCCGUAAGAAUGAAGAAUACGGACUGCGGUUGGCUAGCCACAUCUUUGUGAAGGACAUCUCUCCUGAGAGCCUCGCUGCCAGAGACGGAAACAUCCAGGAGGGAGACGUUGUACUUAAGAUCAAUGGAACAGUUACAGAGAACCUUUCACUAAUAGAUGCCAAGAAGCUGAUCGAGAGGUCAAAGGGCAAGUUGAAGAUGGUGGUACAGAGAGAUGAUCGAGCCACGCUGCUCAACAUUCCCGACCUUGAUGACAGCAUCCCAUCAGCCAAUAAUUCGGACAGAGACGACAUUUCAGAAAUACAUUCGCUGACAUCAGAGCAUUCCAAUCGAUCGCACGGGCGAGGUCGAUCACGCUCGCCUGAUCGGGCCGAGCCAUCAGACCUUCCCCGUCACUCACCUCGACAGAUCAGCAAUGGCAGUUGGAGCUUCCAGUUCAGGGCAGGUUCACUGUUGAACAGAUUCCUUCCAAUCCAUCGGAGUCGAGAUGAGGAUCGCAUCUCCAAACCAGGGUCCAUGUCCACACUCGUCAAAAGCUCCGAUGAUGGCGUCUUGUCUCAGGCCAGCGACCAGGCCAGCUCCAGAGAUGACAAACUGUUACCUCCGCUGCCGGAACCAAAGCCAGUUUAUGCACAGCCUGGGCAGCCUGACGUGGACCUGCCUGUCAGCCCCUCUGACGCCCCCGUGCCCAGCGCCGCUCAUGAUGAGAGCAUCCUCAGGCCGAGUAUGAAACUGGUGAAGUUCAAGAAGGGAGAGAGUGUUGGUCUGCGGUUAGCAGGAGGAAACGACGUGGGAAUCUUUGUUGCAGGUGUUCUGGAGGACAGUCCUGCAGCCAAGGAGGGGCUGGAGGAGGGAGACCAGAUCCUCAGGGUGAACAAUGUGGACUUUGCUAACAUAAUCCGGGAGGAGGCUGUGCUGUUUCUGCUGGAUCUCCCAAAAGGAGAAGAAGUGACUAUAUUGGCCCAGAAGAAGAAGGAUGUGUACCGCAGGAUAGUGGAAUCGGACGUGGGUGACUCCUUCUACAUUCGGACCCAUUUUGAAUAUGAAAAAGAGUCACCGUACGGGCUGAGCUUCAACAAGGGCGAGGUGUUCCGUGUAGUAGAUACGCUCUACAAUGGCAAACUAGGCUCCUGGCUCGCUAUCCGUAUUGGCAAGAACCAUCAGGAAGUGGAGAGGGGAAUCAUCCCCAACAAGAACAGAGCGGAGCAGCUGUCCAGUGUGCAGUACACCCUCCCCAAAACGCCAGGAGGGGACAGGGCUGACUUCUGGAGAUUCAGAGGACUGCGAAGCUCCAAGAGGAAUUUGCGGAAGAGCAGGGAGGACCUGUCAGCCCAGCCCGUCCAGAGCAAGUUCCCUGCCUACGAGAGGGUGGUGCUGAGGGAAGCUGGGUUCCUGAGGCCUGUGGUUCUCUUUGGGCCAAUCGCAGACGUGGCCAGAGAGAAACUGGCCAGGGAGGAGCCAGACAUCUUUGAACUAGCAAAAUCACAACAACAACAAGGAGGGGAAAAGAGUGAACCCAGGGAUGCAGGAACCGACCAGAAGAACUCCGGCAUCAUUCGCCUGCACACUAUCAAACAGAUCAUUGACCGGGACAAGCAUGCGGUGCUGGACAUCACCCCUAACGCAGUGGACCGCCUGAACUACGCUCAGUGGUAUCCCAUUGUGGUGUUCCUCAACCCCGACACCAAGCAGGGCGUCAAGCACAUGAGGACCCGCCUCUGCCCCGAGUCUCGGAAGAGCGCCAGGAAGCUCUUUGAGCGAUCCCACAAAUUAAGAAAGAACAACCACCACCUCUUCACCACUACCAUUAACCUGAACAACAUGAAUGAUGGUUGGUUUGGAGCUCUGAAGGAGAUCAUCCAGCAGCAGCAGAACCAGCUGGUGUGGGUUUCAGAGGGCAAGGCUGACGGGGCAGCUGAGGAUGACCUGGAUAUCCAUGACGACCGCCUGUCCUACCUGUCUGCACCAGGCAGCGAGUACUCCAUGUACAGCACCGACAGCCGCCACACCUCUGACUACGAGGACACGGACACAGAGGGCGGGGCCUACACCGACCAGGAGCUGGACGAGACGCUGAACGACGACGUGGGUCCGCCCGCCGAGCCGGCCAUCACCCGCUCCUCCGAACCUGUCCGCGACGACCCCCCGGUGAUCCAGGAGCCCCCCGGCUACGCCAGCUUCCACACCGUGCAGCCGACCCCCCUGAACCGCAUCGACCCGGCAGGAUUCAAGGCUCCGGUUCCGCAGCAGAAAGCAGAGGCCGCUGCCGUCCCUAGCGUCCCCCCGCAGCCUGAGCCCCUGGCUGAGACUUUGCCCCCUGCUGUCGACGUUACUGUAAAAACUGUAGGGGGGGUGAGCCCUGACGAGGCUCCUGCAGCUCCUGUCAGCCCGCCAAGCCCCGACCCAGAGGCGGGCUCACUUAGGAUGCCCACCCCUGAGCUAGCCCCUCAGAGCGUCUCACCAGAGCCUCUACAGUCUGGACUGGCCGGUUCAGAAACAAAGAUGUACCAGAAGGAUCCAUACAUCCCAGACAACACAGGAAGAAUCGGUCACAGCAUGAAGCCUGUCACUUACAACCCUCAGCAGGGAUAUCACCCUGACCAGCAGCCAUACAGAGAUUACGACCACCCCCCCAGCCGGUAUGAUGUCAGCAGCAGUGGAGUCAGCAGCGGAGGGGGCUUCCCAGAACCAAAGCACCGAAACAACUAUGACUCUAACCUGCCCUACGAGAACAGUGUGCCUCACUACGACCAGCAACAGUGGAACCCGUACAACCAGCCGCUCCCUACUGCCAACUCCCAGGGCUACGACCCCCGCCUGCCAUACGGGGACAGCCCUGACCUCCAGUACACCCCCCCUCUCCGCUACGACGAGCCCCCGCCUCAGCAAGGAUUUGACGGGCGGCCUCGCUACGGCAAACCGACCGGUCCAGCUCCUGUCCGUUAUGAUGACCCCCCACCCCCUGUUUCGGGGUCCGACAUGCACUACGACCAGGAUUCUCACCUGAACGCGUACCCCUCGGCUGCCCACUCCCCGGACCCCACUGCCCAGCGGCCGGCUUAUAACCCGGGACCAACAGCACAACAGCAGAGCUACAAACCUCAGCAGUAUGACCCCGUUCCUGUGAACUCUGCAAGCAGCCCCACACCCCCUCCCAAAGCAGAGGCCCCCUCACCCUCGCCUGCCGAUCCUCCGAAUCCUUUCCCCGCCAGAGAUCUGCAAGACGAACCCGCCGCCCGGGCACAGUCGGUCCUGACGAGGGUCAAGAUGUUUGAGAACAAGCGCUCCGUGUCGGUGGAUAGAGUGGCAGUAGAGUCUUCUGGGAACAAGGCAGCCGAUAUACCUUUGAAAGCAGGUGGAGUCAUCCCAAAAGCAAAUUCUCUGAGCAACCUGGAUCAAGAGAAGACCUUUAGAGCCCCAGGGCCUCAGCAGCCUCCAUCCAUGGUCGCUGAUGACAUCGUGCGCUCCAACCAUUACAACCCAGACGAGGACGAGGACUACUACAGGAAACAGCUGUCGUAUUUUGACAGGCUUCAGACCGGUCCUAACAAAGCCCAGCCACAAGCACAAACAAAUAACAACUACUCCAGGACGGAGUCAGUGGAGAAACCAAGUCCAGUGGAGAAGAAAUACGAACCAAUUCCCCAGGUGAUGCCUACUCUGCCACCCGCCACACUGCCCAAACCCGCACCUGAAGCCAACACUGCGCAGGCCAACUUCCUGCCUCACAAGAGCUUCCCUGAGAAGUCUCCGGUUAACGGCACAAGUGAACAUCCUCCAAAAACGGCUCCACCAGCAACCAGCUACAACCGCUACACUCCCAAGCCCUACACCACGUCUGCCAAGCCUUUUGCGCGCAUGUUCGACAGUCCUAAGUUCAACCACAACCUCCUGCCCAACGACAAGCCGGAGACCGCUCCCAAGGGCCAGAACUCUAGCACUGUAAAGCCUCAGACCCCCCCCCAGCCCCAGAACAUAGACCAUGACAGCGGCCUGGACACUUUCACACGCACUAUGGACCACCGCUCCAAAAACCAGCACAACAACAUCAACGCUGUGCCCAAGGCCAUCCCUGUGAGCCCCAGUGCCCUUGACGAUGAUGAGGAUGAAGACGAGGGCCACACUGUGGUGGCAACAGCACGAGGUAUCUUCAACUCUAACGGAGGCGUCCUGAGCUCCAUCGAGACAGGGGUCAGCAUUAUUAUCCCGCAGGGCGCCAUCCCUGAAGGUGUGGAGCAGGAGAUCUACUUCAAGGUCUGCAGGGACAACAGCAUCCUGCCGCCACUCGACAAGGAGAAAGGAGAGACUCUGCUCAGCCCUCUGGUGAUGUGUGGACCUCAUGGCCUCAAGUUCUUGAAGCCUGUGGAGCUGCGCUUACCUCACUGUGCGUCUAUGACCCCUGAUGGUUGGUCUUUUGCUCUAAAAUCCUCCGACUCCUCGUCGGGUGACCCAAAAAGCUGGCAGAACAAGUCUCUCCCCGGAGACCCCAACUACCUGGUGGGAGCCAACUGUGUCUCUGUGCUCAUCGACCACUUUUAAGGACGGACCAUCAGCUGUGAUGUUACUGAAUGUGGAACCAUGGGGAUAAAUAGAAGAGGAUGGACACACGUAAAAAACACACACACACACACACACACUAACAGAUGCACUCCCAACACACACACACUACAUCAUGGAGUAUGAAGAAGACCCAGUGCUGUUUACUGCACACAUGGAUGAAGGCGAGACACUGAUGAGCGUUACAAGCUGUUCUUUAAACUCCCACCCCCCCCCCCCUCCCCCAGUUAUGAAGUUUUGAUGUGAAAUGAAACCAUGGAUGCAUGCCACCGAGGAUUGACACUAUAUAUCUAUAUAUAUAUAUAUAUAUAUAUAGUAAAGUGAUGUUUAAUGUAAUUUUUACAUGAAUAUAGUUGGAUGACUUUUGAGGCAGCAUACAUGCUUCAAAAAUCUGUGUUGGUAUAUUUAUACUAUAUAUGCAUACAGUAUAUAUAGUACUAUAGAAAAGAUAAACAAAAAAAAUGUACUCGUAAAUUCAAAUACCAGUCAACAUCUUUAUUUUCAGUUCAGGUGACUAAAUACAAACAUGUAUCUCCAUGUUUUCCCACACUAAGGAAAUGUAAUGAAGGUUUGAGACGUGAAGUUAAGAGGUUCAGAUAUCUGUUGAAGGAGAUGGUAAAACAUGAGCUGGAAAUAAACCCAAGCAGCACACUUUGCAGAGACGUUCUUCCUUUACGCUUCCUUUUUCUACAGUGAUAUCUUGUAGCUUAACUUCCUACAGAGAACCACGUCUCUCCUUCCAGCCUGAGGGAGAUCUAUGCAUGUUCUUUACUCAGGUCCAGCAAUCUCUCUCUUUCUAGCUCUUCUCCUUUUCCUUCUUCGCUCUGUGCGCUCUUGCACUCACACACAAAUAAGCAGUGAUGCCUUAUCUGCAGAUUAUUCACUUUUCAUUAAGAGAGAAAACCAACAUAAGUUAUGAUAAAUUAUGGUAUACUGUCAUUUGUUUUGCCAUUCGUCUGUGAGCCCACUGUAUAAAUGAACUUGGGAUGUAGCACACAAUAACAGUUUAUAAAGGAUAACAAAGGUAUGCUCUUCUUUUAUCUGCUAUGCAUUACUUAAAAAAGAAAAAAAACUGAAAAGAAGUGGCUGUAAAUAAAACUAGCAUAUUGCCUUGUUUCUUUUGUUUGUAAAUGAACUUUUUGUAUGUCUUUCUUUUUUGUAUAAAACUUAGAGAAAACAUGUUUUUAAAAGUGGAAGAAAGUAAACGUGGUAAUCUUUGUAUUCUGGAUAUACCCUCGAGCCUUGGAACUUGUAACCUAACAAUAAUACAUCACGUCUUUUCUACCAAUAUAUUCACAUUAUGUUAAGGUCACACACAAAAAAGGUAUUUUUACGGCUCUGUAAAGGAUCAGAAAAGUGCUUGGGCUAAAAUACAUUUAAAACUUGUUCUUUUAAAAAGGGUGUGCUCUCAAAACCCCUCAUUGAUUUGUGAUACUGGAUGCUGUAUCGUGUGCCCUUAAAUGUAUUUUUGUACUAAUAGACGAUAUAUGAUGUAUGGCACACCAGUACCAUUUUUAUUUUAGAUAUAACACGGCUUUAAUUGGAUAUUAGCUCUUCACGUGUGGCUGACUUUUUUUUCUCCUCUGCAACACAAUUUUAAGUAUACCACUGUAUUAAUAAAUAAAAUCAUUUUUAAAGUAA